Messenger RNA from Paramecium primaurelia, 638 nucleotides. NCBI's taxonomy places the organism in Eukaryota, Ciliophora, Oligohymenophorea, Peniculida, Parameciidae. The record is from the annotation of a GenBank genome assembly.
AUGGGCAUUUGUUGUUCUGGUGGCUAGAACCAUCCUAAAUAAAAAGUUGAACAAAAAAUAUAAACAAUAAACAAUGUUUAUUAAGAAUAGCCAAAAUAAGAUCAAUUUUCAGAAUUAAGUGAAGAAAUUUAAGAAAUUUUAGACAUGUAUUUAAAACAUGAAAAGAAUUCACCAUAACAUAAAUCUUUAAAUGAAUCCAAUCAUCUAAAACACAGUCUAGAAAUGCCUAAUACUCCAUAUUUUAAAAAUAAUGCAGAUUCUGAUGACUAAUUUCAUUUUCUUAGAUAAACUAAAUAAUUAGAAGAAAUUAGCAUAGUAAAUAAAAAUUAAGAUUUAGGAAGCACUUACCACAUAAAAGUAGUGAUUAUUUACCAGCUCUUUAAGAAAUUAAUCAAGAAAAAUAAUAGAAACAUUGUUUGAUGAAGAAUCACAAAUUUUAGAGUAAAUGUCCAAUAUGUAAUAAUGAUCAUAUCUGGUUUCAUAAUUGCAAAUAAGAUUUCAUUUAUUAAGAAGAAUUAUUGUUGUUGUGUUAAUAAUGCAAUUUCAAAACUCUAAUUACAGAAUAUGAAUUUGUUUGUCUAAAAACUUCUGAAAGAUUUAAAUUCACAGCAGAUCAGAUAGGAAAAUUCUUUGUCUGA